Messenger RNA from Staurois parvus, 324 nucleotides. NCBI's taxonomy places the organism in Eukaryota, Metazoa, Chordata, Amphibia, Anura, Ranidae. The record is from the annotation of a GenBank genome assembly.
UCAGUAAUGGCCAGGGGCGGACUGAUAACUCAUGGGGCCCCCGGGGGCAAUAGGGGAUCAUGGGGCCCCUGUGUCCUUGCUCAAACUCAAAAAAGCCUAUGAAAAAAGGUACCAGGGGCAUCUCAUGGGGCCCCCUACUGACCCCGGGCCCUCAGGCAGUGCCCUAGUUUCCAAAUGGUCAGUCCGCCCCUGGGUGGAUCCCAACUGUCAGCUAAAAAAACAGGUCACAGGAGUGCAGAAUGAACUGAACUCCUGUGACCCACAGGAGAAGUACAGCCAAAAAGAGCUUUGGCUGUACUUCUCCUUUAAGUAAUGUGUUUUUAU